Molecule: messenger RNA, 4122 nt
Organism: Carassius auratus (goldfish)
Lineage: Eukaryota; Metazoa; Chordata; Actinopteri; Cypriniformes; Cyprinidae
Product: protein myomaker-like
Exons: 6
Coding region: 905-1498 (197 amino acids)
Cellular component (GO): membrane
Source: RefSeq, a predicted model, not a curated record
CGUCUUGCUGUCUUUUAAUGCGCUAAAAUUUCAACAACACGAGUUUAAAUUAGAGAAACAUCACUAAGUCACAUCUGUUUCCUAUUGAGUUAGACUGACCAUAUUUCAUUGACAUCUGUUUUAUUUCUGCCAUUUAUACUGAAUUAAAGAUGCUGAUGCGUUUCUGCCGACUUUGGAAUGUAAAUAUGAACAUUUUUGAAGCUAAAAUGUUUGAGCUGCAAAAAAAGUAAGAGAUUUAACAGACAUAAAAGAUAUAUUUUGACCACAUGAAAUGUGACCAGUACAAAGUGAGGAUUUGUUCUUGGGGUCCCUUCACUCAUUUAAUUGGCUCCUGGUCUAUCUGUACAUCUGGUAUGGGUCUACACAAGACUCACCGGUCUCUAACACAACAUCCUAAGCCUACACCUCACCUUAAUCAUUUACAUUUUUCUACCCUCAGAACCACAUUCACGUCAAACACAGAAUGGCAAUGAGGCCUACAGGUGUUUUCACGAGGCCAAUGUCAAUAACCCAAUAGAGACAGUUGUUUCUACAGACCCUGCUGAGGAUCGAUUCACCCAGGAAGAAAAUUUAUGUCUGAGACUCAAUACAUCUCAUCCCUCACACCCCCACCCACUGUUGUACUACAAUCCCAAACAUGUGUGACAGAAACAUGGCAUGUGAUUGCAGGCCUCUCCCAGUCCUCAUGCAGACAGCUGCUGUUCUGAUGACAGUGCGCAUACGGACCCCUCUGAGUCAUUUAAACUUUAAAGGUCCUCUAGAAGCGGAUGCGAGUGUGUGAGAGUCAACCCUUCAGUCUCUCUUAGUCGCUUCUCCAAAAGAUCUGGCGGCUUGAAACAACCAGACAAUCUCUUAAUUCCUUCCAAGUUUUCCAGAAAUCCUGAGGCCUUUUAUCAGGGUCAGAAUGGGAGCAUUUAUUGCCAAGUUGCUGCUGCCUACCAUCAGCAGUUUGGUGUUCAUCCCUGCAGCCAGUGUGGCCGCCAAGAGGGGUUUCCAUAUGGAGGCCGUGGUCUAUUUCUUCACAAUGUUCUUCACAGCGAUUUACCAUGCAUGUGAUGGUCCAGGCUUGUCCAUUCUCUGUUUUAUGAAGUAUGAGAUCCUGGAGUACUUCAGCGUGUACGGCACAGCUAUCUCCAUGUGGGUCACACUACUAGCGCUGGGAGAUUUCGAUGAACCCAAGCGCUCUUCGCUCACCAUGUUUGGGGUGUUGACAUCGGCUGUGAGAAUCUACCAGGACCGCUUAGGCUACGGCAUCUACUCCGGCCCCAUUGGAACAGCUGUCUUCAUGAUAACAGUCAAAUGGUUACAAAAAAUGAAGGAAAAGAAAGGACUUUAUCCAGACAAAAGUGUUUACACUCAACAAGUGGGGCCAGGGUUCUGCUUUGGCGCUCUUGCUUUGAUGCUUCGCUUCUAUUUUGAGGAGUGGGACUAUGCUUAUGUCCACAGUUUCUACCAUGUGUCGCUGGCUGUGUCCUUCAUUCUGCUGCUGCCCAAUUAGAACCGCUAUGCCGGGACGGGGCACAACGCAGCCAAACUCAACUGCUACACCCUCUUCUGCUGUACUUCACAACCUCAGAUGAAGGAAAAAGCAAGGACUAUCUGGACUACUCCCCAGAAACCCUGGAUGCGGACCUGUAGUCCUGGCCUGCCACUACACAAAUCUCCGCCACGCACCAUGUAAUGCCUGAAACUGUGUUUGUUAGCAGCAAAGUGAAAGUGAGGACAGUUAUAUGACCUCCCAGCAGGCCAAGUAAGCCUUGGACAACUUAGGGAUAGCAUGAUGCCAGCUUGACAUCAGAAUCACUGAAAACAGGUACUAAAAUGUGUUUAAUGACUAGUGACACGAUAAUGACUGUUACAGAGAAAAAUCCAUGACAAGAAGAGUUCAUCUGAAAAGAAAAGAGCAAGACAAAGACUGGAUUCCGACAAAUCCAACUGGAAAGUUUUAUCAGUCACAAAAAAAAAGAACACAGCAGAAGCAUUAUCUAUCCAAAAUGAAUAAACUGUCUAUCAGAGGUUCCUCAGUAGGAAUCACUUGUCCACGUCCAUUUAAGAGACUGUAAAAGAGGCCAUUUAAUUCUUUAUAUUCAUCUGUUUGUGCCAGAACCAAACUCUAAACUAAACCUACUACUGUAUGUGAAGAAGCAAACAAAUGGUCUGAUAGCAGCAGAAUGAGGGAGGUCACAUUUUCAAGUAAAUCGGGACUUUUUCAAUUUGUUUUUAUGUAAAUAUAUUUAUUUCUUACAGUUUAGUUUUAUGUAUUAAUUGACAUUUUUCAUUUUUAAAUAAAAUGAUUUUUCUUUUCAUGAUUUAUUGUAGUAUUUAUUUUCAACACACUCUGUUUGUGUAUAUUCAAGGAAAAUUAACUGUUAUAUUACAACGGUGAAAGAAUUGUGUGGCUUUGUUAAAACUUAAUUGAAUUAUAGACUUCAGUCCAUUUAAGUCAGUCCAUCUGCACACUCCUAACAGUCUCCAAAAAUUACAAACACACACGACAUGUUAUAGACAAAACAGUCUCUCAGCAAAUGUGAAUGAAUUUUUGGUCUGCAAUGACUUCUUUGACUAGAGGUUAGUCAAUGUUUAAUUUAGAUUAUGUACUAAUAAAGUUGGGAAUAUACUCUUGGAAAUACUUUUUUUUUUUUUAUUGUGUUGAUGUUUUUUAAAUUGUCAUAAAAAAAUGACUGAACUGAACAAAACAGGUUUAAACCAGAAACAAUCAUUUGAUUAAAUUAAUUAUAAUGCACUUAGAAUUAAUGAUGCAGCCAUUUCACCUAUUUUCAAUGUGAUCAUCCAAAAGCACUCUGACUGAUGUUCAGAUAUUGAAGCAUAAAGUUUUUAUAAAACAAACAUCAUGAAACUGAGUUGUAAGCACAGCAGACGAGGUCCUCUAGAGCAACGAGGCCUUAUGUGACCGCUCACGGUACCCUGGAGAUGAGCAUGAGCUCAUUUGCUUCAUUCAUACAAAUGAUGACAAAUAAACAAAGCAGCAUGUAACAAUUCUAUGUAGACUUGAAUUUAGAACGCUUUGGACUGUGGCUCCUUAUGUUCUUCAGGAAAAGGCUAAGAAAGAAACAUCUUAAUUAGAUAUGCUUGAUAAGAGCUGAAAAUGAAUAAUUAUCUCAACCAACUGCAACCUAGAUUAGGUUUGACAUGGAGUACUAGCAUACUGCUUAAUGCACUAGUGAUGUAAUGCUAAAUUUAUCCAAAUCUGUUCCAAUGAAGAAACAAACUCAUCUACAUCUUGGUUGGCCAGAGGGUGAGUACAUUUUAAGCAAAUUUUCAUUUCUGGGUGAACUAUUCCUUUAAGAAGGAUAAGUUAUUGUGGGUAACAUCACUUCUGGUUCUUUUGUCACAUUGGAAAUGUAAGGUCAAGCCAAGUGUAUCGCAUUGUGGGACACAAAAUGCCACACUGUGUGUUCUGGUUGUACACCAAACUGAAAUGCAGGCUGGAACACAUUGCACAACUUUUGCACAUCAUUUAUUUAUGUAUUUAUUUUAAACAAUGCUAUUUCUGCCAUGCUUCACAAUAUAAAGGAGUCAACGCUAGUCAGAGCCUACAUACUGGUUGUUCAGCUAAUGAAACGUCUUUCCUAAAAAGCUGUCAGUAGACAAAAUCUCCAUUAAACUCCAUUAAAGUUGGGAGUUGAUGACAUUAAUAACUGUAGACUGCAUUAAACAGUCAGUUACAUAAAUUAAAGUCUUUAUUUCAUGUGUUGUGUUUUUGCACAAGGACAAUAAAUGUGAGGAAAUGACGUCUGAUUGUUCCAUUGUUGCAAUGACAAAAAAAUCUCAGGCUGUCUCCUCUAGGGGCUGAAAACAUGUGUUUGACUAUUAGCAAGGGAGUGUAAACGUCUGUGAUAAAAGCCUGGGAUCAGCUGCCAGUUGUGUUUUUAAACUAUUCUCUCUCUAGCUUUCUUUUCUCGCUUCUCAGCUGUUUCCCCGGCUCCAGAGGACGUCUGAGCAGCAACAGCUGCUAUCGACAAAACAACUCCCACUCCACUAUAGCAAGGAAUUGAUUCAAUCAAAUACAAUGCCAAAUCUCUAACCUUCAAGGACAUUUCAUAUAUAAUUUAUAUAUUCUUGUCAUUCCAAAACUGUAGGAACCCACACACACAAAAAAAG